AUGGAUGCUCCCAGAGAAAAGAAAUCCAUUGGCGGAAAACUGAUGAAGCAUUUUUCUGCACGUGGUGGUGCCAUCCCAAUGGUCAACAAGAAGGCCAGCAAACCAGUCACAGAAAAGCGACGAAGAGAUCGAAUCAACAAAUGUCUCGUACAACUGAAGAACAUCGUUAUGAGGGCCACUGGCAAAGAUGAAAAACGAUUUGCAAAAAUGGAGAAAGUUGACAUUUUGGAAAUGACAAUUGGACACCUGAUUGAAAUGCAUCAGCAAAAUCUCGGUAAACGUUUUGUGGACCACUGGGGUAUAACCACGCCUGUCUCUGGAAACCCGUCAGAUCCUUUUGGAUACACGAGAAGAAACAACGCCAUGGAUAACCUACAGCAAGGUCACGCAAACCAGGACCUUUAUCCGGGACACGCCUUCCCCUCCUCUGCUUACAAAUGUGGAUACAGCGGCGAAAAAGCCAUCAUGGACGUCAACUUCAAUGCUGACGACGCCAUGGAAUCAGGUAGCGUCAUGUGUGGCUCUGCCUCCCGUGUUUUCGUCUUUGCGGAUGGCAACUCCACUGCAAGAAGUGGAGGAAACACAUCUUUUCAUUGCAACGAUUCAUCAAAGGAAUGGAACCGUCUUCUAUAUACAGGCGAACCAUUGAUGACAUCCACUCCAGUCGACGCUAGUGCUGUUAAGCCAGUCAGCACUUCUACACCACAUGGCGGAACAUCCCUACCCAAAGGAUUCCUUUCGCCAGAAGAGAUGCUCAUGUAUGGAGGAUACAAUAUUAAUCUCAACACCUCCCCUAAUCUACGUGUCCGUCUAUUUAGCAGUAGCGAGGCGUCGUCCGACGGAAGUUUGGUGAGAAAAUCUUGUUCCACGACAUCUGCUACAGGAUCAUCUUCAGCCGGAGCCAGCGACGGAUCAGACGGAGAGAACGGACUCUGGAGGCCCUGGUGA
Ostrea edulis (European flat oyster) is the source of this 948-nucleotide messenger RNA. RefSeq lists its product as uncharacterized. NCBI's taxonomy places the organism in Eukaryota, Metazoa, Mollusca, Bivalvia, Ostreida, Ostreidae. Bases 1 to 948 code for a protein of 315 amino acids. The record is from RefSeq and is a predicted model, not a curated record. Gene Ontology annotation, cellular component: nucleus. Gene Ontology annotation, molecular function: RNA polymerase II cis-regulatory region sequence-specific DNA binding; DNA-binding transcription factor activity, RNA polymerase II-specific; protein dimerization activity. Gene Ontology annotation, biological process: regulation of neurogenesis; regulation of transcription by RNA polymerase II; anterior/posterior pattern specification. The transcript is spliced from 4 exons.